This is a messenger RNA of Fusarium proliferatum ET1, 1197 nucleotides long. RefSeq lists its product as uncharacterized. The record is from RefSeq and is a predicted model, not a curated record. NCBI's taxonomy places the organism in Eukaryota, Fungi, Ascomycota, Sordariomycetes, Hypocreales, Nectriaceae. Bases 1 to 1197 code for a protein of 398 amino acids. The transcript is spliced from 3 exons.
AUGGCCUUGUCAGGUGCUGAGGCCCUUACGAUUAAUUCUGAUUCUUGCUUAAGUGCCGUUACUGUAGUCUCGAGCAAGACAUAUGCAUCCGACUGCAAAUCUUAUCUAUAUACUACUGUGACACCCAAGAAAGUCACUAUCUAUAGAACAAAGACUGUAACGAGCAUCCCGACAGUCAGAAAACCUGUAACGGCAAUCAGCACACAGCGUGUAACCGCCACAAGGACCAACUCUGUUGUACAGAGUGUUACAAUCGAUAUCACUACAACUGUGACAAUGGAUGGUACCAAGACAGUUACUCAGCAGACCACAAAGACAAUCACGACGACUGCCCGGAAUGUCAGCCCACCAUUCAAGAAGCGAGCAGCCAACGCCCCUGUCAUCCCUCCCUACGCCAGCAGCGCGUGCAGCAACUCGGCCAAAUAUUCGUCCGCAUGUUCUCGUGUUGGUGUAACCAGCAAAACCAUUACUCUUCCACGAACGACCAUCGUUUCAGUCAUCCACAAGGUUAUCAUUCCACGAAGAACCACCAUCAAGACCGCUAUCGCAACCGCCUAUGCCACCAAGACGGUCAAGACAGAGGUUGUCCAAGAGACCUAUUCCACUGAGAAGAUCGGUAAAGUAGUUGGGACAGAAGUGAAGGACAACAUCAUUGCCACGGAGACGAAGACCGAGAUCAGCACCAAGACAGAAGCAGCCGAUCCACUGCAAACAAUCGUGCUCAUCGCACACAACAGCGGGGAUCCCAACCUCGCCCCCCUUGGCGGUGUUGGUUUCACCCGUCUGGAGAACCAAAUCGGCACUGGCAAGUACUUCUUCGACUUUACAACCGAUGUUGACUCCGACGUGACCUUCACCCUCAACGAACGCACUGGGGAGAUUAAAGUCGUCAAUGGACCUGGAAAUUCGAUUGGAAAAGCCGGUUACUCCAACGUCAACGGAAACUCGGACAACUAUGUGCGCUUCAUGUCGACCGAGGAAGCUACAGCGAAUGCGGCCAACCGUUUCAUCUGCAAGAUCGUCCCAGCGACUUCGUACCCCUUGGGCCUCCAGUGCUUAUGGGGAACUAAUCAGAUUGCUGAUUUUUGGACGUGCUCUUCACGUCUGGUGCUUGUCCAGCCGGGAGUGGACUUCACGAGUCAGUGUACGGGUGCUUCUACGUCUUAUACUAUUGACAUAGAGGUCCGCUUGGCUUAG